Molecule: messenger RNA, 288 nt
Organism: Rotaria sp. Silwood1
Lineage: Eukaryota; Metazoa; Rotifera; Eurotatoria; Philodinida; Philodinidae
Source: the annotation of a GenBank genome assembly
AUGUACCUAUUUCCAUUAUAUUUACUUUUAUUAGUAUUUCUUAAUAAUCAAAUCAAUGCUGAAAACAAUUUAUCACCAACUUAUCAACAGUUAGCAUCAUCAUAUUGUUUUAUUAACGAUUAUGCCACUUGGUUAGAACAACGAGAAUCAUUAAAUUAUUUUUUAGAAUUUGCUCGAUUAUUUGGUCUGGCUACGAAAGGUAUUGAACAAGAGAUUAAACGGUAUCGUUUACAAUAUGAAUGUUUAAAAAAACUUGAACAUCAUCCAAUGAACACUAAACAAGAGUAA